This is a messenger RNA of Soboliphyme baturini, 243 nucleotides long. The record is from the annotation of a GenBank genome assembly. NCBI's taxonomy places the organism in Eukaryota, Metazoa, Nematoda, Enoplea, Dioctophymatida, Soboliphymatidae.
AUGGAGGGAUUAAGUCUAAGAGAGGAUCGUUCGUUGAAUAGGUCUGCUCUUGGUAUGCAGUUAGUUGUAGUCGAGCAGAAGGCAGCGUAUGAAACAACUCGUUUGGUCGAGUUUCCGCCUCGCAAGGUGAACAAGAGUGACGAAAGGGUCGAAAGUGCACCAAUUAAAUUUGUAACCGAGUCGCCAAUGGUGUUCAACGACAGAGUGGGCAUUCUAUACGAAGAGCAAUGGCAACAUUUCUAG